AUGCACCGGAUCAUGGCCUCUGCAGGGCAGCACGUGUCGGCCUUGAAGGUGGCGUGCUCCCAACAGCGCAGCCUCAAUCAGCCAUCCUUGCACCGUGUGCUUGGCAUGCCGCAGCUCCGCGGGCGAAGAUUCGUCGUGGGCGAGGUGAGCCGCAACUCGUUUGAGCUUUUGGAGCUAAAGCGGAUCCCGAUCUUGACCUUUGAUGCUCGGAAGGGCAUGCUCGAAACUUGCAUAGCGCAUGAGCUGACGAACGGCUUCUCCGAGAUCAGCAUUGUCGGCAUGACUAAGCGUGGCAGCGAUGGAAAACAACACUACAACAUCUUCAGGGAAACAGAGAUCGUCGUGGUGGGAGAGCGCGCUGUCGCCCUGGAGAAGUCCGGCGACGAGAACUGCUGGAAUCCUUCCAAGCAUGGCCUGCAGGAUGUGGCUGACUCCGACGACUCGGUCCUUGAAGGCGGCGUCCUCCUUUGCGGCUCCAGAGCUGUGGACCUGUCAACUGCACCGACGCCGGGACACGGGGGCUGGGUGACUCUCGCGCUCGACGUGGCUGGUGCUCCCGCGUGCGAUCGAAUAUUGAGGUGGCGUCAGAGCCUUUGCAUCGUUGGAUCCAAAUGGCGCUACCACGACUGGUGCUACGAGACCUUCAAGUUCAAAGCGCCGCAAGCGAAGGUGCCGGCUCGACUCUCAUCUCAGCCUCACUGCCACGAGCGGGACGUCCUGUGGGUUGAUUUCUGCGACCAGGUCGAGGGCAAGUUUUGGCCGGUGUCACCAGACUGGGCUGAAGCCGAGAGUGGCUGGGAGCAGGUCCAUGCCAAAGGAGCGGCAGUUCUGGCCUUCUGUCGACACUUGGGUUGCUGGUGUCUUUUCGCCGACCUUUGGACCUUGGACUGCCACCUGUACCAGCUGGAGCACGCUGUGGCCGACUCUGGGCUGAAGCCGCGCCCAGAGGGCGACACGCAGCUCCUGUAUCGGUGCGUCGGACCGUCGCCCCUCGGUCGCUGGGAAGCCGUUCUUGGUCCCGAGCCUGCGCCAAACGUCCGCGUUUGGAAGCCAACUGCGACUGCGAAAGUGCCUUCGAGCGCACAUCCCAGCAUGCUGGAUCAAAUCCUGGUAUUCCUUCUUGAUUUUGAGGAGGUGCAGUGGCGAGGUUACGUGCACCGAAAGAUUCUGCACGGCCUCAGUGCCGCACAGAUUGGAGCUCGCUUAUUCUGCAUCAUCAAUGACUGCUGCAACAUUCGUGCGGUGUCUCGCUUGUAUCUCGCGGCUGGGUCGCGCUGCGCUUGCCGCUGGAGCUCUGCUCUUCGCAGUUUACUUCAGCUACCGACGAGGCCAAGGGCACCCGCUGUGCACGCGGCACGUGACUCUGUGGUUCCUGCCGUGGUGGCGGGUAUCCGGCUUUUUUCUGCCGACAUCCUGAGAUGCUGCAUGUCGAUGCUGCCCGAUGAGAGUGUGGCUCAGCUGGAGCAGGCUGCGCUGGCCUUUGCCAACUUGCUGGGGACAAGCCGGCGGAGAGCUGUUUGCUGGGAGCGGUCCCUACAACCCCUUCGGCAUGCCGCGGCCGCAUUUCACGCCACCAGCUGCUCCUGGUUCACGCCACUAGAUGUGGCCGACCAGCCAAGCUUUCAGGCACGCUCCUGGGCGGCCUCCAUCAGUGCUGUCACUGUGAGCACGCGAGUUGCUGGAAUGGCCAAGUGGAACUGCGACGAGUGCAAAGCGCUUCACCGGGCAUGGGCGUCAUGUGUAAGGUUUGCCCAUUCCCUUCUGGACCAGGUGCCUGUGUGUUGGAACCGAGAGGCCCGCAGCAACACGGAGCGUCAGUCCUCCCAGAAUGGCGUGCCUCUUGAGACAGUUUUUGCUGGGAACUUGGUCAACACUCCUGCGGCCCUGAAAGCGCGUGGUCAGCUGCUGCUGGAGAGCGGCCAGCUUCACCGCCUAGAUGGGGUCCUUUUGGAUCAACAGGCACUUGUGGCCUUCCAACGCAUGAGAAGCUCUCUCGAGAAGGGCGUUGCGGUCAAAUUUCUUGGAUGUCGGCGCGGCUACUGCUCCCAGAGGCUUCUACCAGGGACGAAUCGGUGUCAAUGGGCAGCCUUCGCUGCGCAAGCGGAGCUCUCCGAUAACCACGACGAAAGCACCUGUCCCAUUUGCAGUGACAGUCGCGGCUGGUCGCAGCUCCAUUCCAACCUGAUCUACACGUUUGAGUACUCGGGCUUGCCCUGCGCAUACGAGUACGAGCAGCGCUACGAACACGCGGAGCCUUCCAGAAUCAGCUUGAUCGUGCAGGUCUCAAUCGAGGCAUUUGUGGUGCCGUUUCUGUUCAUGUCGACAGAUCGCCCGCUGCAGUAUAUGGAGGACGAGACAACGGAGGUGUCCUCUGUCAAUUGGUCCCACACAUUGACAGACAGCAACCCGGAGGAUGAAGAGCAGAGCGACGACCUUGACGACUUCUUUGACCAGUCCGUGGUUGUGUGGCAGGAAAGGUGUAGGUGUUUCCUGCUUGGAAUUGACCAACGGAAAGUGAACAGAGUCGCCAACCAUCCACAUGCAAACUUGAGGGGUGGGGGAGAGGGUUCGCCCUUGACGGUGCAGGUGGCCCCCGCUUCAGCACCUGCGUGGCGACGACUUGGCCGGGCCAUGCGAAGCAAGCUCGUUCCAGAGAUGCAGAGCCGCUGGGAGGUGGAUGUAAAAGACGUGCAGCUCGAGUUGCGCACAGACCGCACUGGUCAUGGAAUCUCACUGCGCAUCGCAAAGCUGGCCGUCAAUCGGGACCCCCUGGGAGGAUCAACAGAAGUCAAUCUCGAAGGAAUUACGGCUGAGCUUGUUUCAGUCACUGGAGGUACCUGGGGCUUCGGUGCUGCACCUCUGCUCCAACACCUCGGACUGUCAGCCACCCUGGGCUCAGGUGCGGGACGAGAGGAAGCAGCUCGUGAAGACCACGAGGACAGUGCCCGACUCAACAUUGUUCUCAGCGAGGCUUCCGGGGUGCAGCCUUCUCUGGCAGCCAGCCCUGGCGCAGUGCAGGUGAUCAAGGACCUGGUGGAUGCUUACCUUCAAGGGACGGCCGCCGGUGCAUCAGCCCUCCGCUCGUCAGCUUUGGAAGGGCUCCUUGCAGCCCCGAGAGUGACGCCAGAGGCUUACCAGGAGCUGCUGAAGCUGGAGAGACUCCCGACACGGGAGGAGCUGGCCCAGCGCCACUUCAUCGAGGCUGUUGCAUCGGUGGCUUGGUUGGCGGAAUGUCAGGUUCGUGCCAAAGCUUUGGCCACCCGUUCAGAGGACGAGGUAAUAAGUUUGGAUGCCUUCCUGGAGGAACCAGACGAUGCAACCAAGCCGCAGCGUUUCUCGGUGAGCGUCAAGGUCCCAUCUGUGGCCGCCUCCUGCACUUCAGUAAAGCGGCCUCACCAGCCUGGUUUGAGCUUGAUUCUCAAAGGCGCCUCUUUGGACUUGCGGGGCACGCUGCCAGCUACCUCAGUGGAGGCGGACGGCCUGCCCCAGGACAUCGUCGUCGAUGCGCAGCUCGAGCAUCUGGCCCUGCGAGUGACGACGGUGCACAGGGACGAGGCGACGCCCCCUGGCCUGUUCUACAGCCCUGCCAAGAUGUCGGAAUUAACCAAGCCGGGCAUGACACCUGCUGCAUUGACGGUCAUGACCUACAAUAUUCUCGCAGACGAGCUUUCCUCGAAUUUGGUUCCCCGCACAAUGGAGGAGCCCUCCGCAGAGACCCUGAUGCAAGUUUUUGGUGAGGACUGGAAGGUCAAAUGGCCUGCUCUGACGAAGGCUUUGAAUGACGAGUACAGGAAGUGGCACCCCAUGAAGACCUGGAUCGUCGAUCCGGAGGGGCUGAGGAUCAAGUCCCGAGGACUUUGGGACAAGGAAGACCUGACGAAGCUGUUUAGUGAAGGCUGGAAGCUCGACGGCGUGCAGGUUGAGGAUGCGGUGACCCUGGACGGUGGCAAGACAUUCCUCGGAGUUGCGCGUCAGCAUCUCGACGAGGUCAGUUGUGAGAAACUCUAUGCAGCACUGCAGAGAGUCCAAUCGGAGUCGAGGGCGUGGCAGGUUCGAGGUCCCAGAAUCCUCGAGAAGAUCGAUGCCAUUCAGCCAACUCUCUUGGCCUUGCAGGAGUAUGACGUUCAGGCUGAUGACGUCUACUGUAGGCUAGAGAAGAACAUUGCAAAUCUGGAACGGCGAAUGCGCGAGGAGUUCAAAGCGGAGCUUGCGCAGCGUCUGAAAGUCCAAUCGAUUCGGCUCGAUGCCUUUGAGGCACAGCUCCAGCGCUUGCAGCCGAGGUCCGCGUUGUUGCAGGAUGUCAACCAGGACGAAGAGUCGAACAAAGGCCGCGUACAAGGUGAACCCGUGCAAAGUGAGCUUUUCCCAGUCGCGCCUGUGGUACGGGAGGCUUGGGCGGAAGACGCGGAGGCACAAGAGGUCGCUGUCACGAUUGCCGAAACCGAUCCAAUGGAGCCCGUGGCAUUCUUGGAGACUUCCUGGAAUCUGGUGCUGGUGCUCGGCUACACCGGUGCAGGCUGGUGUGACGUGGUGAUUGCUUGUCUGCUCUUCCUGGCCAGCGUGGCCACGCAAGCCUUUUUCAGUUGGAUCUUGUUGAGUCCGGAAUUCCAGGGUGAUCCUUUCAGCCUGCAGAUCGAGAUUGCCACAGCCUGGCGGAGAAGCGUGGCACACGAUGCAAUGCACGUUGACCUUGCACAGACGAGUCUCAUCAGCCGGGUCUGCAACGACGACGGCGCUCUCAUCCUUUCCACAGAUCAGGCCUCACUGAUACGGCAGAUCAACUCGUUCCUCGGAUAUCAGAAAUCCACGGAUUUCGACCAAGAGGGUGCCUCUCGAACGGGUGUGUUGCUGGCCAUGCUCUGCAUCCUCCUGUGGUGCCUGUACAUCUCCAACGAAUUCCGCACCAUAUGGCUUUCACUGGAAGCCGUGGCCCAGCUUCCACUCAAGCGCAGGACUGACUUCCACGACGGGCGCUUCAAGGCUAUGUCACGGCCACGUUUCUGCGCCUACUUCUUCUUGCGCCUGCUUCGGGCAGCCAUCAGCGGAGCCCUGCUGUACGCAGGCAUAUUGUGGCUGGGGGCAACGACAUCGAUCAGUGACCUCAUAGUAAAUGCGGUUGCUCUGGGUGCAGUGUUGAGCGUCGAUGAGAUGGUCUUCGCCGCGCUGAUGCCCAAGAAGCUCCAGAUCAAGAUCCAAGACCUUGAGGCCAUCAAGAUCAGGUACAGCCGCUGCCGCAGCCAGGUGGAGGCGGUCUGCAUCAUGCUGGCCUUGGGAGGCAUCCUGGCAUGGUCAUAUGUCUACAUCGUCAAUCCACUUGCGCAGGACAUGGAAACAGUCAAGCGAGCCUACUGCUUUGGAAACCAGGACUUCGUGGUGGGAAUGAAUGAAGACAUCCAGCUCGUCUUUGGCCUACGGACGAUUCCGCACGCCAAUGUUUCUGGUAGAACCUUGAGUCAGCUGGCGGUAGAGAAGUACAUCUUCCAAGAGCCCUCGAUGCCAGCAGACUACAUCAGUUUUCAGAGUGACGUUCAGCGCUUUGACCGUAUGGUGUUGCAGACCAUGGAAGAAUCGGCCACAGGCUUUGCCUACUGCAAGGAUCUGGACACGCUGUACAUUCUGAACCAACCAGACGAAACAAUUGUGAACGAGUUCGUGGAUCUGUACAGACCCUACUUUUGGUCCGCUGCCGCGGUUCUCAACGAGCCGCGCAACAGCACGUGCUUGGACAUGGCCAGUCAUUGCAACGAUGCGGAGGCACGUAUGCUGCGGCAGGUUUGCGGCGUCACUUGUGGAUGCUCGGAUCCACGAAGUUACCCGGUUUACAAGGUGCCACACAAGGGCUGCAGCAGGAAUUGCUUGUCAAAUGCAGCCAGCCCAGAGCAGCCGAUCUGCGAGGACAUCGAGAAUGGAGCAAUGUGGAAGCAAUUCUGGGAUGGUUAUCCUACAGUGCUCAGCACGGAGAUCGGUGUGACGCUCGACUACAACUCGACCCUGGGUCAGUGGGUUCUGCAACUGAUGGGCACCAUGCAGCAGUUUGGAUGUGCGGCGUUGGCUUUUCAUCCGGAACUGGCCAAGGAGCUUCCCACUGGGCCCCACAGCUCCUUCCGCGACGCUCUCGCCGCCAGGGGCUAUGAGGGCGCGCUCUUCCUCGGCCCCGGCCAGGAGAAAGUUGGAGUUGGCCUUUUCUGGCAGCGCGAGCGUGCAUCCAUGGUGGACACCUUUCCAAAGGACCAUGUCGUGCCAUGUGGUAUGGAGACAGGCUCUUACGGCAACGUCGACCUGAAAGAAGCAGGGCUCAGGGACAUGGACAGGCGCCUGGCCGGCUUUGUCAAGCUGACUGUAGAUGAGCUGCCCACUCUUUUGUGUGGCACUCACCUGAUGACAGGUUCACGCGACAAAGAGGGCAAGAUUCGUCAGCAGGAGCUAGUGACGAUUGCAGAUCUGAUGAAGGCGUGGGCAGAUCCUGGCGCAGGAGUCAUUCUUUGCGGGGAUUUCAACGUGAACUCCCGUGGAUUUUUGGAGGAGCACAUCUGGGAAGGAACUGGCUAUGUGCGAGACUCCGACACCAAGGCAAACCGUUUUUGCUGGCAGCGAAGUGGUGCCACACCACUCAUACUCCGCGACGCUUUCGAUUUCUGCUACGGGGAUGAGGCCUGCUCGUCGACUCGAACAGGCACGCGCCUGGAAACUAUCGACUACAUAUUUUUCGACGAGGAGGCUUACACUCUCUUGGACAGCUCGAAGCUGCGGUGUCCGGAGCAGCCAAUGCCGAAUGCAGAGGAACCCUCCGACCACAUUCCUGUUUGCGCCACUUUCCAACGAAUCGGCAAGUGA
Molecule: messenger RNA, 6834 nt
Organism: Symbiodinium sp. CCMP2456
Lineage: Eukaryota; Dinophyceae; Suessiales; Symbiodiniaceae
Source: the annotation of a GenBank genome assembly